Jatropha curcas is the source of this 369-nucleotide messenger RNA. Lineage: Eukaryota; Viridiplantae; Streptophyta; Magnoliopsida; Malpighiales; Euphorbiaceae. The record is from RefSeq and is a predicted model, not a curated record.
AUGAUUAGAAAGGGUAAAACACAUAUACCAGUGAAGAUUAUUGAGCCUUCGUCUUCGUCCCAUUGUCGUUUGUGGAUUCCAAAACGACAAACCCUAUGUGAAUUUUUGACAAAAGAAGAGAAGGGAAGGAUUAGAAAGGGUAAAACACGUAUACCAGUGAAGACUAUUGAGCCUUCGUCUUCUUUGGAUGUGAGUGACAUGAAUUUCGCGCAAGUGAAUAUGAAAAAGAAAGAUGGUUACGUUAGCUCAGAGUAUGUGUUAACAGCUAAUUGGAAUUCUGUUAGAGAUAGAAAUAAUCUAAAAGAAGGAGACGCUGUUCAGAUAUGGUCUUUUAGAGUUGAACAGAAGCUUCAUUUUGCAUUGGUUUAG